AUGCGUUUUACAGGUAGUCUUAUACCCACCUUGAUAUGGUUUAUAUCAUCGAUUCAAUGUUUGAAUAUCGAAUCUAGCUCACCUUCAAAUGACACAAUAUCGAUACUUACAAAUCAUUUUCAAAUAAUUAAAGAUUUGCUACCUUAUAGCAAGACCUCUAAACCUCAAAUCAAGGAAGCUAGACCGUUGAUUAAAGUUCUGAAAGAUGGAGUGCCAAUAAAUUUCCACAAAGCCCCAGCAGUAAUAAUAGCUUCUAACAGAACAGACUAUUUAUUCGGAUAUGGCAAUAAAUUGCUGGUCCUGACUGAAAUAAAAACAAUUACUGAAUUUGCAACUGCCAUUGUUUCCCCUACACAAGAAUUUGAUGCACUACAACUAGAACUAAACACAUUGUCAUUAGAAACUUCAGCAUUAACAUUUGAAUCCAGUGUGGAUUCCCAGUUUACUAUUGUAAACACACCUACAACACAAGAACCAAAAGUAUCAUCAAAUGUUUUACAGAUGGAUGCAUUUGAACAAAUUAAAAAGCUAGAAAAAUUAGUAUUGGAUUUGAGGCUUGAAAUGAAAGACCAACAAAAGAGUUUUAACGCUCAAUUGUUAGAUGUGCAUACUGCGAGAAACACUGUACCAGUUUAUACUACACACAUAAUUACCUCGGUAAUUCCACUGUAUGCACCAGAAGAACGAAGUACAGUUUCACAUAAAAUUGUAUCAAUUGCAAGUAGUUCUACAACAGGCAUACAUGAAACUCAAUCAAUCGAUACUUUAUCAAAACACAAAAUGAAUAGGAAAAAUAUAUUGAACAAAAAGCCACCGCCCAAUUCGGUUUUAAUAGCUCCUCAGUUUCAAUUCCACGAAAGACUGGCUACCAAAACCGCAGCGGCGUAUUUAAAGCCAAAAAUCGUAUGGACCAGUUUUCCAACCACGACUGCAACAUCUAUGUUUGACAAUUUUAUUUUAAACAAUCUUAUUGAUGAAACAGAUUCUGAAACAGAAAGUGGUGAAACUGAAUCAGCAGACGAUUAUUAUUACUACUAUAGUUACGAAGAUGAUGAGAAAGAAGACGAUAGUGAUGAGAUUACAGCACAAAUUUUAUUUUCCGAAUCAAAAUUACCAGCAACGACAAAACCAUUUGAGGAUCCUUUUGAGCGAGUUAGCAUGGAAAACAAUAAAUUUGAACCUGCCAAUACACUGAAAGCAAAAAAGUUUACCAACACGGCAUGUGGCACAUCUACUACUGCAAUAGCAUCUUUUGAAAAUACAAUAUUUGAUAUCCCCAAAUUCUUUUAUGGUAACAGGAGGAAAAAAUCAAACUCGUUUAAAACCAACAACAACACCAUCAGAUUUGAUGUGUUUGAUUGGAUAUUUGAAAGUGGUACUGCUAGUCAAAAAGUACAUGGAUUAGUGUUGGUGUCUAGUAGUGUUCUACUAGGAACAUGUCUAUUGUUUAUUUUAUAA
Molecule: messenger RNA, 1458 nt
Organism: Candida dubliniensis CD36
Lineage: Eukaryota; Fungi; Ascomycota; Pichiomycetes; Serinales; Debaryomycetaceae
Gene: PGA27
Product: Pga27p
Exons: 1
Coding region: 1-1458 (485 amino acids)
Source: RefSeq, a predicted model, not a curated record